Molecule: messenger RNA, 2540 nt
Organism: Bombus terrestris (buff-tailed bumblebee)
Lineage: Eukaryota; Metazoa; Arthropoda; Insecta; Hymenoptera; Apidae
Product: cancer-related nucleoside-triphosphatase homolog
Exons: 5
Coding region: 222-833 (203 amino acids)
Molecular function (GO): ATP hydrolysis activity
Source: RefSeq, a predicted model, not a curated record
GACCUAUAGAAUAGGGAAAUUCGUGACGCAAUCAAAUUUACAAGAUUAUUAUAGGUUGUAACUAUUAUAAGUUUCGUCGUGGCCGAUCUUAUAUUUAUUCUGUGACAGACGUGUCGCGAGUGUACACCUCACAAACUCACACAAACAUAAGCUACACGAGGUGCGUCUCACGCACCAACGCACUUCUGAACGCAGCCAAAGUACAUAUAAAAACAAGAAGCAUGGAUACCGGCGCCGCAUUGCGUGUCUCACGCGUACUUCUCACUGGCCCUCCUGGUAUAGGAAAAACUACAUUAUGUAAAAAGUUAGCUUUGAUGAUGGAGGAACAAAGUUAUAAGUUUGAUGGAUUUUAUACUGAAGAAGUUCGAGGUCAAAGUGGUAGCAGGAUUGGAUUUGAUGUUGUGCUAAUGAAAAACCGUGACGAAAAAUCAACAUUGGCACGAAUUGAAAAUGUGAUAAACCAGUCGCAGCAUUCUAAAUAUAAAGUGGGGAAUUAUCAUGUGUUUCUCAAUGAUUUUGAAGCAACAGUAUUGCCUGUCUUUGAUUCAAAUGCAGACAUAUUAAUCAUAGAUGAAAUUGGAAAAAUGGAAUUGUUUAGUCAAAGAUUUCAUGAUAAAAUAGUGAAGUUAUUUUUUGGAACUUCAAAAAUACCUUUUAUAAUUGCGACGAUACCUCAAAUGCAUAAAGUACCGCAACGGCAUUUAUCAUUGUUCCAAAAACUUCAUGCAGAUAAAAGAUGUAAAAUUAUAAAUGUUAAUCGUCAAAAUCGAGAUAAUUUACCAGGAGAAAUUUUUCCGCUCAUUUCACAAGGUACACAAGCUCCCUUUUUUUAAAGAAAAACAAUAUAAAUUUUAAAUACAUUAUAAACAUCGUUUAUUAUUAACAAAAAAACAAAAUGUUAGAUUAAAGAAAUCCUUCCAAUCACGUUAAAUUUGUAAAAAAGUAGUCAUCACAAAUAACGUGACAAAUAGUGACUGGCUGGAAAAUUGUACUACAUAGUCAUGCUAAAUUGCAUAUGUAUUAUAUAUUUUCGUAAUAAUUAUCGUUUCGUAAAAACCACCAUUAUUCAUUAAAGAAUAAAUUAAAAGAAUAACAGGUGUGUUCAUUAUAUGUUCAGCACCUUCUGCAAAUAUUAGAAUAUAAGUUAAUCUGUUGAGAUCUUUGAGAUCAUUUACUCAGCUUGUGCGUGAACAUUAAAAUCUUUAGUGAAUAAGGUGGUUCAAUUGAGGGUACAAAAUAGAAACGUUUCUUUUUUUCUUUGCGUCAUUUCAUUACAAAGAAACAUAAAUUGCUAAUGAGGCAUUAGUCUUAUCAUAGACAAGAAAAUUUGAUAUAUGUCUGUUCGCAAGUUCUCAAAACAAGCAAACUUUUUUCAUUUUUGUACCCAUCAAUAUUACAUCUUCAUUGUAGUUAUUAUGAUACAGAAGAUUUUCAUGUUCCUAAAAAGAAUACAGUACUUUAUUGUUUUGGAGAAGCCUAAGUGUUUCUCACCUUCUCCAUUUCGGUAUCAAAUAUAUUACGCACACUUUGAUUGGGCUACUCGUAUUCAGUUAUUGUUAUUCAUUUAUUUAUCAAUAGUACCUAGGGUGUUCCACUAGCACAUGAAUUUUAGUAGAGAAUUAGCAUAUGCCAUUGGCCUUACAUUUGGAUGAGCCUGAAACAAAAAUACAUCCUUAUGUAGUACAAUUAAAAAUUAUAAAACUUACUAAUUAGUUUGUAACAUACCACUCCUUCAUAUGAUGUGAAAUGGGGUUCCAUAUCUUUACCAUUAAGCGUGAUAAAAGCGCCCCUGUUACCCAUAGUAUCACUAAGAAUAAAAAAUAAAAUUAAUAUACAAUAUGACUGUAUUAAAGAUCGUUCAUUUUAUAAAGAACAAUUAUUUUUAAACUAAUAAUACACGUUUAUGUACCAAUAAUUUGGAGCAGAAAAUACAGUAAUACAUUUCCCAAAGUGACCAACUUCAUAUCCAUCAUUUUUCACUUCGUGACUUCUUAUAAUGUAAUCAAGAUUGUUCAUGGCAAGGAAAUUUUGUGUAACAUCAGGGCCAAACUGUACACCAACUCCUCUUUUACUGGGUGCUCUUCCAGCUUGUGGUUGUGGAUCUGACCAUAAUAAUUCGCACAUUAGUCCUUCUUCUGGUGGUUGUCUAUUUCUAUCAAUUUCUCGAAUUUCUUUUAACGUAACAUCGUCUCUUGAAAAUAGACCACCAUGCAUUACCUACAAACCCCAUAAACACAUAAUUUAUAUAUACACCAUUGUAUAACUAUCAGAACACCAGGAAAGUCUGCUUCGUUCCUUUAUUGAUUGUUAUUGAUUAAAACAACACAAACUUUCUUGGUUACCUACUAUAUUAAAUGCAACAUCUCUCUUGUACGUAACAAUAUAAACUUACAAGUAUUCUAUUAUUAAGACAAUGGGCAAGAGGGAGCCAAUUGUAAACCUCUGUAAACAACUCGGCCAUUUGAGCAGAAUAUUUUGCUUUAACCUCACCAUCAAAUCCAUACAUUUGAUUCAUUGUAGCAGAUUCAUGGUUACCUAAA